UUACAUCAUCUGCCCCUCGCUGAAAGAACACCGGGAAAUUGCCUCAGCCGCCCCCGCACUUCGGACACCUCGUGAACACUCCAACACCGGGGAAGGCUCCUCUCUCUCAGAGGGCCUUCUCGCCCUCGAAGGGCUAUAUAACUUGGGCUCAGAGAGCCCGAAGCCGCCGACUGCAGAUGCCGAUUGCCGAUUAAUUAGUCGACCAUGCUCUUGUAUAUUCACUGUAUAUAAAAGUUCUCCUUCAGUACUCCCACUCCAGGCCUGUUUCCUCGGGGCCAUGGUAGCAGCGAGCCGCAGCCCCAACUCUUGGUUCCGCGCCUGAGGUCGCCACCCUCCCGAACGCAACAACUGGUUGGCAGCGACGGGAUCGACUCCACGCAGACCAUUGAUCACACUUGUGGGUGAGUGUCUGGCUUUUCCCUUUGAGUACUCACCAGGCUUUACCUUCUGGGUUAAAUAGUGUAAAGCGGGUGUUUUGUUUUGUGGCUAUCUGUGACGCAGCAUUUGUUGCACGUCAUAAUAGUAGUUUUGGGAUUUAGCCAGUGCUCGGAACGAUCAUGGACCUCAAUUCGCUGCGUAAGCCAGAAUUGAUACGUAUCUGCGAGGAGUUAGGUGUGGAUAUCAGGGGAUUAAAAAGAAAGCCGAUCAUUAUCAAGGCAAUUCUCGACUUUGGUACAGAUGAGGCCGAGUUAUCCGAGUGUUGGGAGGAAGUGCAGAGAAUAGACAAAGAGAAAAGGGAACUAGAGGAACAGGAGCGGAGCGACAGACUCAAGUCGCAAGAGGCAGAAUUGAAGCUCCAAGAGGCGGAAUUGAAACGCCAAGAGCAGGAGCUGGAGAUGAAGAGGCUUGAACUCGAGCUAGUAAAGUCAAGGGGUGAUCGGGAGGGCAGCCCGGCAUCCAGCACAGGAGAAGGCAAAUCAUUUAAGAUGAAGAACUUAAUGCAGCCUUUUAAAAUCGGAGAGGACGUUGGUUUGUUCCUGGUGAACUUUGAGCGCACUUGCGAAAAGGUCGGGUUCGCUAGGCAAACCUGGCCGCAGCGUCUCUUAACGCUUCUUCCUUGUCCGGCGGCAGACGUGGUAGCAAGGCUCACGAAAGACGAAGCGGAGGACUAUGAAAAGGUCAAAACAAGCCUCCUUAGAAAGUAUCGUCUUUCCGCUGAAGCCUUUCGGCAGCGUUUUCGUAGCGCCGAGAAGAAGCCGAACGAGUCAUUUCCGGAGUUUGCUUACAAUUUGAGAGCAAAUCUAGUGGAAUGGCUCAAAUUCGUAGACGCGCACGGGGACCACGAUAAAGUAGUGGAGUGCAUUUGCCUAGAGCAGUUCUUGCGUCGCAUCCCUGAGGAGACCCGCCUUUGGGUUCAGGAUAAGCCGGACGCAAGGGCUGUUCAGAGGGCCGCGGAGCUGGCGGAAGAGUUUGCGACUCGCCGGGCCUUAGACGAGAAAGGUCACCCGCGUAAAGAGAAAGCGUUCCCGCCUGGCAAAAGAGAUGACGGGAGGUGGCCAGGGGGUCGAUUUUCGAGAGACGGGCGGCCAAAGAGGGUCGAGGGCGAAAACCGGAAGGAACCAGCGCGAACGAAAGGAGAGGCCGGCGACGGCACCGAUGGCAGGGUGGAUCACGAGAAAAAGAAGUCAUUUGAGGCUCGCCGGCCCCUAACAUGCUAUAACUGCCAAAAGCCCGGUCAUGUCGCGGCCGGAUGCAGAGAGCCCAAGGUGGUCUUCGCCUACGUAAACGAUGGCGAAGAGAACCUCCGGUUACUAGAGCCAUAUUUGCGCGACCUAACGGUGAACGGCAGGCAGUGCCGAGUGCUUCGCGAUUCGGCCGCCACUAUGGAUGUGAUUCACCCCUCUUACGUAGACUCUACGAAGUACACGGGAGAGUGCGCGUGGAUUAAACAGGUGGUCGAAGAGCAUAGCGUGUGCCUGCCGGUCGCCAGGGUGCGCAUCGAGGGUCCUUUCGGCGCCCUUGAGACGGAGGCGGCCGUGUCGGCCAAUCUCCCGUUGGGGUAUCCGUACCUGUUUUCCAACAGGUCGGAGGAGCUGCUGCGGGAGAGAGGCCAAACGUUUUGUGAGGGCACCGUCCUGGCCUUAACUAGGGCUAAAGCCCGAGACUUGGCAGCAAAACUAGAGUACGGAAAUGAGGCAGACGUUCCCACCGGGAGAACCCCACUUUCGAACGCCUCGCGUUCGGCUGUCAGGGGUGACGUUGGCGCUGCCGAUCCAGAGAGGCGAAAAGAACAAGAAACACCGGUAGAGAAAACCUCGGAAGGGAAGGCUCAAAAGUGUCUCGACAUGGAGGGUUCCGAAGGCCUCUGUGUUACCCCCGAGUCGGGUGAAUUGCAGAAACUGCUGGGUGUCGAUCGCGAUUCUCUGAUCGCACAGCAGGAAGCAGACCCCACUAUUAAGGAUCUGAGGUCGAGAACGGAAGAAGGAGUCUCCCGACGGAAUGUAGCUUUCCAAAAAAGGAAAGGGGUGUGGUAUCGGAAGUAUAAAGACCGAAAGGGUAUUGAAUUUGAUCAGCUUGUGGUGCCUGCAAAGUACCGGCGCGAUCUCAUCCACCUAGCGCAUGGCAACUCUUGGUCAGGACACUUAGGAGUGAGAAAAACGAAAGAUCGCCUCCUCCAGGAGUUUUACUGGCCGGGGUGCUUCAAAGAGGUUGAGGAGGUCGUCCGGUCCUGCGACACGUGUCAACGAAUCGGAAAACCACAUGACAAGACCAAGGCACCGCUAAAGCUCGUGCCAAUAAUCACAGAACCCUUUCGCCGUUUGGUUAUCGACACGGUUGGCCCCCUCCCCGUUACACAGUCGGGAUACCGCCACAUCCUGACGAUUCUUUGCCCCGCGACAAAGUUUCCCGAAGCGAUCCCGCUAAAAGAGCUCAGCUCUGUGGAAGUGGUGAACGCGUUGCUUUCGGUGUUCGCACGCGUUGGAUUUCCCGCCGAAAUCCAAAGCGAUCAGGGUAGUGUGUUCACCAGUGCUCUGACCACUACGUUUUUGGAGAGAUGUGGUAUUAAGUUGAUUCAUAGCUCCGUCUACCACCCGCAAUCCAACAGCGUAGAAAAAUGGCAUUCGGUGAUGAAACGGGUGCUGCGAGCAUUGUGUUAUGAGCACAAGACUGACUGGGAGGCAUGCCUCCCAGCAACAAUGUUUGCUUUGAGAUCAGUGCCACACGAGGCAACUGGUUUUAGCCCCGCCGAGCUAGUAUACGGCCGAUCUUUGAGAUCUCCGCUCCAAAUGCUAAGAGAGUCAUGGGAGGGUCACGGGGAAGACCCCACUGUAGUGGAGUACGUGCUCGAGCUUCUUGAUCGCCUGAACCGCAGUCGAAGUAUUGCCGAAAGUAAUAUGAAGGACGCUCAGGUGAAGGCAAAGCGGUAUUACGACCAAACCGCUAAGCCGCGAACCUUUUCCGUCGGCGACAAGGUGAUGCUUUUAAGACCAUCGACGAAGAAUAAGCUCGAGGUGCAAUGGGAAGGACCCGUGGAAGUGUUGCAUAAACUUUCGGACGUGAACUACGUCGUGAGCACGCCCGGGAAACGUAAAAUCCAGAAAGUGUAUCACAGCAAUCUAAUGAAGCCGUACCGGCAACGUGAGACUGUGAUGAGUUUGACGGUAAACCACCCCGAGGAGGUCAGUCUUGAGUUUCCCGAGAUUAGUGAAACCCCGAUCGCGUGCUCGGUCGAACAGGUACUCGAGAAGGCUGUUGUGUCGGCUGAUUUGGAACCAAGGCAACUAGGUGAUCUGAAGGCACUCCUUGGGGAGUUUAUAGAUCAGUUCCAGAGUAAGCCAGGAAUAACCGAUCUUGUAGUUCACGACAUCGAGCUUACCACCGACCAGCCCGUGCGGUCAAAGCCCUACCGAGUCUCGCCUAGACAGAGGGAAAUCAUGGAGCGGGAGGUGAAGCGCAUGCUUGAUCUGGGGGUGAUUGAGGCAGGAGAGAGUGACUACACUUCUCCUUUGAUACUUGUGGAGGUACCGGGAAAAGAACCUCGCCCGUGCGUUGACUACCGGCGCCUCAACCUUAUCACCAAAGAUCAGACGUAUCCCAUCCCCAAUAUUGAAGAACGGGUGGAGAUGGUGAGCGCUGCCAAGUAUAUCUCCACGUUGGACCUUGUUCGAGGCUACUGGCAGGUCCCCCUUUCGGAGAGAGCGAGCCGGUAUGCCGCUUUUAUAUCCCCCUUUGGAACGUUCCGGCCUCGUGUCCUCAGUUUCGGCCUCAAAAAUGCACCGUUUUGUUUUUUCAAGCUUAAUGGAUCGGGUGCUCCGAGGUCUAGAGGAGUUUGCCGUUCCGUACUUGGACGACAUCGCCGUGUUUUCCGAGUCCUGGGACGAACAUCUUGCACAUCUUCGGGUUGUUUUCGAACGACUCCGAGACGCGGGCCUCACCGUAAAGGCGGAAAAGUGUCAAUUGGGAAGGGGAGAAGUAACGUACUUGGGACACGUGGUGGGUCGCGGUUGCCGCCGACCGUCCGAGGUAAAGCUUGCAGCCAUCGAGGAGUUUCCUCAACCGCUCACAAAAACAGACAUUAGGUCUUUCCUAGGCAUUGCAGGAUACUACCAACACUACAUCCCAAAUUAUUCGGAUGUUGCUAGCCCACUCACUGACGCCCUCCGAAAGACAGAGCCUCAAGAGGUUCGUUGGAAUGAUCGAAAAGAGCAGGCUUUUCGCGCUCUGCAGAAGGCUCUAAUGAGCAAACCAGUCCUGAGGGCGCCAGAUUAUGAGCGCACGUUUAUCAUUCAGUGCGACGCCAGCAACCGCGGUCUUGGGGUCGUACUAAGCCAGAAGGACGACUUAGGCGAGGAGCAUCCCAUCUUGUACGUCAGUCGAAAGCUGACAACUCGCGAAGAAGCCUACAGCGCUUCGGAAAAAGAGUGCGCUCGCUUGGUGUGGGCCGUGCAAAAGCUUGCGUGCUAUGUGGCAGGCUCGAGGUUCAUCAUCGAGACGGACCAUUGUCCCCUCCAAUGGUUGCAGAAUAUGUCGCCCAAAAAUGGCCGACUCCUUCGCUGGAGCCUAGCUUUGCAACAGUUUUCUUUUGAGGUCAGGUACAAAAAGGGUAAACUGCACACCAAAGCGGAUGGCUUGAGCCGACGCUCAUAAGUGAGUAGAGACAAGUCUUUACUGAGCGAGCUCAUGGAUGCCAAAAAUUUACUUUAUUUUGCUAAACAAUUGUACCCAAGCUGGGAUACUAUUGAUUUUGGUUUCGUGCCUUUUGUUGCUUUCUUGUGGGUGCCGAGCCCUGGUAGGGGUUUCGUUUUAUUUAUGAUUUUGCUAAGAGCGAUUUUCAUACCUUUUAGUGCCUGGUGUGUGUUCGAAGGGGUUUGCUAGAUGCGCAUUUGCAGUGCGGUCUUGGUUCAAUUUUAUUAUCCUCUCAAGAUUUUUCGCAAGCUGCCCCAAGCGCUUGGAGAUGAGCAGAGAGAAUGCCCGGCACUCAAGAAAAGCCGGAAACGGUGAUCCACCUCCUCAUCGGCACUACUGCGGUCCCUCAAAGGAGUGGCUGCUGACCUCUUCUCUUCGGGACCGACUUCCGGGCGGCGGAGGGACUGUUGCGACGGCCUUCACUGGGGGCUUUAAACUAAAAACAGAACGUCUUCCUGAAGCCACGAGACCAUCUGGAAUCGCGGGCCCUCGCAAGGAGAAACACCGGCGUACGUGUGCGUGCCUGUGUGUGUGUGGGUCUGUCGGUGUUGAGUUUCAGCAAGAACGUCGACUCCUUACAUCAGCCACUGGAGCGCGGCAAGAACGUCGAGGGGUUACAUCAUCUGCCCCUCGCUGAAAGAACACCGGGAAAUUGCCUCAGCCGCCCCCGCACUUCGGACACCUCGUGAACACUCCAACACCGGGGAAGGCUCCUCUCUCUCAGAGGGCCUUCUCGCCCUCGAAGGGCUAUAUAACUUGGGCUCAGAGAGCCCGAAGCCGCCGACUGCAGAUGCCGAUUGCCGAUUAAUUAGUCGACCAUGCUCUUGUAUAUUCACUGUAUAUAAAAGUUCUCCUUCAGUACUCC
Molecule: messenger RNA, 5992 nt
Organism: Ixodes scapularis (black-legged tick)
Lineage: Eukaryota; Metazoa; Arthropoda; Arachnida; Ixodida; Ixodidae
Exons: 1
Coding region: 558-4520 (1320 amino acids)
Biological process (GO): DNA integration
Molecular function (GO): nucleic acid binding; zinc ion binding
Source: RefSeq, a predicted model, not a curated record